GAGGAGAGGAGGGGAUUAGGCAGACGGGCGCCCCUCCCCCUCCCCGCCAAUGUCACCUCCUGGCGCCCAGUCGAGUCCCCCACCCGGGGGCCAGGAUUACCCUCCGAGAUCCAGGCCACGGCAGAUGACAUCACUCCCAGCCAGGGCUUAAAAUCUCCCCAUGUGAGGGGACCCGUUUCCUUCAGCCCCUGCUGUCUGAUGACUCCAUCCCCGGGCCCCCCAGGAGAGCCCCGUCCCCACUCUCUGAAGGCCCCCUGACCUGGGCCCCAGCAUCCCCGAAGAUCAUGAUGGCGUAUAUGAACCCGGGGCCCCAUUAUUCCGUCAACGCCUUGGCCCUGAGUGGCCCCAGUGUGGAUCUCAUGCACCCAGCUGUGUCCUACCCCAGUGCCCCAAGAAAGCAACGGCGGGAACGGACCACCUUCACGCGAAGCCAGCUGGAAGAGCUGGAAGCCCUGUUUGCCAAGACUCAGUACCCGGACGUGUAUGCCCGUGAGGAGGUGGCUCUGAAGAUCAACCUGCCUGAGUCCAGGGUUCAGGUUUGGUUCAAGAACCGCAGGGCUAAAUGUCGGCAGCAGCGGCAGCAGCAGAAACAGCAGCAGCAGCCCCCAGGGGCGCAAGCCAAGGCUCGUCCUGCCAAGAGGAAGGCAGGCACAUCCCCGAGGUCCUCCACGGAUGUCUGUCCAGACCCCCUGGGCAUCUCAGAUUCCUACAGCCCCCCUCUCCCUGGGCCCUCGGGCUCCCCCACCACGGCAGUGGCCACGGUGUCCAUUUGGAGUCCGGCCUCAGAGUCCCCUUUGCCCGAGGCGCAGCGGGCAGGGCUAGUGGCCUCGGGCCCCUCUCUGACCUCAGCGCCCUACGCCAUGACCUAUGCCCCUGCUUCUGCUUUCUGCUCUUCUCCCUCAGCCUAUGGGUCGCCGAGCUCCUAUUUCAGUGGCCUGGACCCCUACCUGUCUCCCAUGGUGCCCCCACUGGGGGGCCCGGCCCUCAGCCCCCUUUCAGGCCCCUCCGUGGGGCCCUCCCUGACCCAGUCCCCCACCUCCCUGUCAGGCCAGAGCUAUGGCACUUACAGCCCUGUGGACAGCUUAGAGUUCAAGGACCCCACGGGCACCUGGAAAUUCACCUACAAUCCCAUGGACCCCCUGGACUACAAGGAUCAGAGUGCCUGGAAGUUUCAGAUCUUGUAGAAGACCCUCCUCUCUCCAUCUCUUGUCCCCCCUGCACAUUGUCCCAACCUGCCCUGGGACAGCAUCCCGGGGGAAGUGGCAGAAGUCCUUCCAAAGGUCACGGCCUCUUUGGCUCCAGUGACCAACACAGUCCACCCCUUUCCUCCCGGGGAGCUCGAUAGGUCUUAGUCAUCCUCUCAACCCCAAGGUGGUCUCAUUCGGAGUCCAGCCGGCAUUUCAAACCGUGAGCCCCAGACUCCAGAAACUGGUGCUGAGAAUUCACCCUGAGAUGAAAUUAAACCAAACUUGCAGUUGACCCGGGGUGUGUAGGUCAGAAAAUCACAGUGCUGUUGAACAAACAGGUAGGGAGGCUGGAUUCCUUAACUUUCCAUUCGGGGACACUUCUGUAGCUCAUGGGUAGAGAUCCUUCUAGAAAUUCCAAAGACAGACUUUACGAAGCCCCAGGAUGGAACCUUUAGACCAACUAUACUGUUAAGUUCAGCAAUUCAUUUGGCAAUUUUCCAGAUUUCACAGAUGUCAGGUUUACAUGAUAGGUUUAGGGGGCUACACACACACACACACACACACACACACACACACACGUAUUUUCUUCUUGUUAGUUUCUUCUUAAAGACAUUUCAUCAUUCAUUCACGACACUGGAAAUGGGCAUAUCUGGUGGAAGAAUGGAAGGCAAGUUGCCUGUUUCACGUCUGGUUUGUUUUCUUUCGUUUUAGCAUUUUUUUUAAAGGUGAACUUCACCUAAACACUGGAAGAAUCACGGUUGCUGCAUGGGUACACCGGCUAUGACUGUGGCUAUUUCCAAGAGAAGAAGAGGUGGACAGGCUUCCCACCUGUAAAUAUACAAGAGACGGGCGUGGGGCAAGAGAAAUGGAUUUGGGGGCAGCCCCACAUCCCACACUCACACUCCCUCUUUUAGAGGUUUUGUUUUCAGUUUCGACUGUGGGGUUGGACUAUAAAUAGAGCUUGGCCUGGGAGAUUUUCCUGGGGCAGCACUGUAUUUCUUUGAAUACAGCCUGACCCAUGGCCACAGAGACAAGCAGUGUAAGAAUCUGAAGAAGGAUGCAGGCAUUCCAACACUCUUGGAAGUUUGGUACUUUGGCACCUAUUUUCUCAAUCUGAGUACUUUUAUUUUUGGGUGGGGGAGGCAGGAGCCACGAGCCAUUCACUGGUGGGUUUCACGAGGCCAGGAGUGAAAGAAAGUAGUGUGGGAAGGAAGUGGUAUGCUGGGAGGUGCUUAACAACGGGCUCCGGAAGGAAGAGGAAAUCCUGGUUUGUCGUUGUUGCCCAUUUCUGUGGUGUAAAUACUCCCACUGUGGCUGAUGUCAAGGCAUCAGGCUGAGGUCCCUGAACUUAGGAAGAGACACUUACCGUCUGUGCUCACUAGCCAGGACAAGCUGGCUCCAGGCCCCCAGGGCGGAAAGCAAGGUCAGGAGAAGGGGCACGAUGCAAAGAGAGACUGGGUGGCAUCAGAUGAUGCCAGGUCAGGAGGAACUAUGAGCGGCACCCUGAGAUCACUAGAGCCCCCAAAGAUGGCUUACGCAUCGUCUCUCCUGGGUCUGAGUCAUGCUGGGACAUUAGACCCAGAAUCCACUGUGGAAUCGAUAUCUAAACAGAGAAAGACAACAUAUAUUGACAUACGGGACGGAUGUCAAUCCCCUGAUCCAGGCGAAAAUUUGCCAGGGAGGGGCAGGUAGGAGACGGCACUGUGCUCUGGAUCUGUGUAAACACUGGGACCAGGAUGCAGUGUCCAUUAGGCAUUUUGCAGCGGCUCCCACCCUUUUUGCUGGAGGCUGGGGUCUCAAGUGUGAGUAGAGUCUCUCCCUGCCUCACCAAGUUCUCCAUUCACAGAGGAGGGCGUGUCUUAUGCAAAUGAUUCAGAGGCAGUAAUAGAAUCUGGGCGGGGGGGCCACAGACACAGGCCAAUGGGAGUAAGACUCUAAGAGCGCCCCCCCACCAACACCUUCCUGGGGUCUUCUGAGAGUUCUCUAGGAGUUGGACAGAGGAAGGAGUCAAAUCUUUCAGGAGAUUCCAGGUUCCUUCUCCUGGGCCAGUCUUCUGAAGGCUGGUUCUUCAGCUGUCCCUUAGGGAUUCCUAAAGCCAGGAACAGUGUCAAAGGAAGUGGGGGCAGAACAAGAGGGCUCCCUAAUUCUGUGUCGGUCCUCUGUCCUCCCCUUGCCCACUCACUGGAGCUCCAGGUCUCCCUUCGCUGGCCACCUGUGGAGUGAAAAUGAUUAAAAUGUUGGAUCCUGAUUAAAGUCUGUUUGAUUUUU
This is a messenger RNA of Bubalus bubalis (water buffalo), 3455 nucleotides long. It is a transcript of the gene CRX, whose product is annotated as cone-rod homeobox. Gene Ontology annotation, cellular component: nucleus. The coding region runs from base 285 to 1184 and encodes 299 amino acids. Gene Ontology annotation, biological process: regulation of transcription by RNA polymerase II; multicellular organism development. The record is from RefSeq and is a predicted model, not a curated record. Gene Ontology annotation, molecular function: DNA-binding transcription factor activity, RNA polymerase II-specific; RNA polymerase II cis-regulatory region sequence-specific DNA binding. The transcript has 4 exons. NCBI's taxonomy places the organism in Eukaryota, Metazoa, Chordata, Mammalia, Artiodactyla, Bovidae.